GGACAUACGUUUCUGGGCUCGCGCUCUGAUGACAGAUAGACGCUUUAAUCUUCAGCCGGUGAUUAAUAAAACACACUGCCGUUAUAUUUGAUACCAGAACCGUUGCCGUUAAUUGUCUGGACCGGGUCAGCAGGGACGCUCGCGCUGUGUGAGGAUGUUUCUGUCAGCGGUACCGACGCGCGUGCUGAUGCGAAGGUCGCGCAGUCUGUCGCCGUGUCGCGCGCUGCAGACCGGUCGCGGCGAGGCGUCGCGCUUCCGAAACCUCUGCGAGCUUGAACCGAACCGGAACCCGGUGACCAGCGGCUCGCGGGCGUCUAGAAAGAGCGUUUUGGGCGAGGGGUCGCACGCGCAGUAUCACGAGCUGGCCGGCAGGUGGCGCGCGAGUCUCGAGGCACGCAGGAGCAGCUGGGCAACGCUCACCGUCGCGGGGGGCGACGGCGCGUCGGACGCGUCCUCCUCCGCAGCCGCGGGCGUCAUUUCGGCGGCAGCCGUCGCUUUGUGUUUAAAGAAAGAUAGAGACGGAGGAGGUGAAAAUCUUCUGGAUGCUGUUAGAUCUGGAAACACUGAGGAGGUGAAGAGGUUGUUGGCAGAAGGGCUGGAUCCGAACAUUCGGCAUCGUUUGGGUUGGACGGCUCUAAUGGUAGCCACCAUGAACCGACAGCACAAUGUGGUGAAGGUUCUGUUAGAGGCAGGUGCUGAUCCAAACAUGGGCGAUGACUUCAGCAGUGUUUAUGAGAUGGCACGAGAGAAGAGUGUUCACUCAUUAGAGGUGUUGGUGAGCAGAGAGGAUGAGUUUAGUAAUCGUCUGAGCAGUCGGGCCAGUUUUCGUGGUUGUACUCCGCUGCAUUACGCAGUUCUGGCUGAUGACCUGCAGACCGUCCGUCUGCUGCUGAACACAGGUGCCAACCCUUUACGGAAGAACACACUGGGACAUGCUCCACUGGCCUACGCUAAAGACGGAGAGAUACACAAUGUCUUGAAGGAGUGGGAAACCAAGUUUUUGGAGGUUCAGCAGAAGAGAGAGACUGAGGAGAGACGCAGGUUUCCACUGGAGCGCAGGUUAAAAGAGCACAUCAUUGGACAAGAGGGAGCCAUCAAUACUGUCGCUUCAGCGAUCAGGAGGAAGGAGAACGGCUGGAAUGAUGAAGAACAUCCUCUCGUCUUUCUCUUUCUGGGCUCGUCUGGAAUCGGUAAAACUGAACUGGCCAAACAGAUCGCUCGCUACAUGCAUAAAGACGUUAAGAAGGGCUUCAUCAGAAUGGACAUGUCAGAAUUUCAAGAGAAACAUGAGGUGGCGAAGUUCAUUGGAUCUCCUCCGGGUUAUGUGGGUCAUGAAGAUGGGGGGCAUUUGACCAAGCAGCUCCGACAGUGUCCCAACGCUAUGGUUCUGUUUGAUGAAGUGGACAAAGCUCAUCCUGAUGUCCUGACCAUCAUGUUACAGCUCUUUGACGAGGGGCGUUUGACUGACGGCAAGGGGAAAACCAUCGAGUGUAAAGAUGCCAUUUUCAUCAUGACGUCCAAUGUUGCAAGCGAUGAAAUCGCCCAGCAUGCACUGCAGCUGAGACGAGAAGCGCAGGAGCAGAGCCGCAGACGUCUCGCUGAAAAUUUGGAUGACGUUCAGAAGAGCGAGAGCGUCACCAUCUCCAGCACAUUUAAAGAGGAGAUGAUUCGACCCAUUCUCAAGGCUCACUUCAGGCGUGACGAGUUUCUGGGGCGGAUUAACGAGAUCGUUUAUUUCCUGCCGUUCUGUCACUCUGAACUUAUCCUGCUGGUCACCAAAGAACUCAACUACUGGGCCAAGAAGGCCAAGCAGAGACACAACAUCACCCUGCUGUGGGACGGACCCGUCCUGGAGCUGCUGGCAGGGGGGUAUAACCUGCAUUAUGGAGCACGUUCAAUCAAACACGAGGUGGAGCGUCGGGUGGUGAAUCAGUUAGCAGCGGCGUAUGAGCAGGAGUUGUUGCCGAAGGGCUGUACGCUGCGUCUCACCGUCGACGGCGGUCCGCAGGAGAAAGAUGAAGCUCUGACCCUCCGUCUGGAGGUGAUGGGUGAAGACAGCACAUCCCAAAAGCUGGACAUCCGCCCGCCUCUGAACACAGAGGACAUGAGUUAUGCCCACUAGUGAGAGACUCGUAAGACUUCACCACACGCCUCUCUCGCUCUGAGUGUUGUGUGUUUAAUAAACAUCACACAUCUCAAACACCAGCUUUAUACACAAUCAUUAGAUGUCUCUACAGUAUAGAAGAUCCGUCUUCAUCGUGUAUGUGUGCUCACACACUUCAACAGGUCAUCAGUGUUUAUUUCUCAUUGUUAAUAAAUAAACUGAUCUACAAACAGAA
This is a messenger RNA of Triplophysa dalaica, 2339 nucleotides long. It is a transcript of the gene clpb, whose product is annotated as ClpB family mitochondrial disaggregase. Gene Ontology annotation, molecular function: ATP binding; protein binding; ATP hydrolysis activity. Gene Ontology annotation, cellular component: cytoplasm; mitochondrion. The transcript has 16 exons. Gene Ontology annotation, biological process: cellular response to heat. The record is from RefSeq and is a predicted model, not a curated record. Bases 155 to 2122 code for a protein of 655 amino acids. Lineage: Eukaryota; Metazoa; Chordata; Actinopteri; Cypriniformes; Nemacheilidae.